AUGUCAGCAACACACAGGACGCUACCAGUCUGCUCUCUGGCCAGCCUGCUGGAAUGGUUUUUUCAAGUGGAGCAGGAAUUCCUCCUCAGGAAUAUCACCACCCAGACCACUAAAUUCCGCCUGCUGGUCACUAACCUCCCGUCAGAACUCAUCGGUGCGCCACUUAUGACGAGCUUAAGGAGGCCAUUCUUAGAAAUCCUUCACCACUUCCAGCGCCUCCUCACCGGCACCGGCACGACGCUCCCACCAAACGUCAUGCGCUCCCUCUUCCUCAAACGGCUGCCCGCUGAUAUCCAACAAAUUCUGCUGGUGUCAGACGCCCCAUUGGAGCACCUUGCCCUAAAAGCCGACGCGAUGCUCGCAGCUAGGGCACACACACCGUCAAAAGCAACAGUGUCUGCCACAUCCACCACCUCCGCCGUGACGUUGGGAUCCCUUGCAGCCCACGUCGCCACACUAUCCGAGGCUGUGCAGAAGAUAUCCACACAGGAACACUCUCGCUCCCGGCCUCGCUUUCGCACACCUUCGCCGCCACAUAGUGACCGGGACUUCAGUCGCUCUCUUCCGCCCAACCGCCAGCCUUGCUUUCGCAUUCCUGCACCACCGCUCAAAGAUUGGAGGGUACCGCGGAAACUAGGUGCGCCUGUCUUUCGCGGACCUCGAAGGCGUUUAUUGUAUGUUCGAGAUACCUCCUCCUCCCUAUGUUUCCUCGUCGACACAGGGGCCAAGGUCAGCCUCCUCCCGGCCUCCCACAGGGAUAAACGCUUCCCCUCCUCCCGCACUCUGGAAGCUGCCAACACAUCGCCCAUCAACACCUACGGCGAGCAUUAG
Penaeus vannamei (Pacific white shrimp) is the source of this 831-nucleotide messenger RNA. The record is from RefSeq and is a predicted model, not a curated record. NCBI's taxonomy places the organism in Eukaryota, Metazoa, Arthropoda, Malacostraca, Decapoda, Penaeidae.